AUGGUAGCGGGCAAAGGCAGGGCCAGUGCUAACGGCAAGCCCUUCGGCGAGGAUAAGGACAAGGCCAUCGGCUUGGCGCUCGCUCAGAUCGAACGGCAGUUUGGCAAAGGGGCCAUCAUGCGGUUAGGCGAGUCAGCGGCAAUGGACAUCGAAGUCAUUUCCACGGGUGCCAUUUCGCUAGACGCGGCCCUUGGGGUCGGCGGGGUGCCCAAAGGCCGGGUCGUCGAGCUUUUCGGGCCUGAAGCCGCGGGUAAGACCAUGCUGGCGCUGCACAUCGUCUCCCAGGCGCAACAAACCGGCACGGCAGCUUUCAUCGACGCCGAACACGCGCUCGACGUGAAUUUCGCUCGUCGGUUGGGCGUUGAUAUCGACAAUUUGCUCGUCUCGCAGCCGGAUUCGGGCGAAGAAGCCCUAGAGAUCACGGAUACCCUAGUGCGCAGCGGUGCCCUCGACUUGGUCGUGAUCGAUUCGGUGGCAGCGCUGGUGCCCAAGGCCGAGCUCGAAGGCGAUAUGGGUGACUCCCACGUAGGGUUGCAAGCACGGCUGAUGUCCCAAGCCCUGCGCAAGCUCACCGGGUCGUCUCAGAAGUCCGGGACCACGGUGAUCUUUAUCAACCAGUUGCGGAUGAAGAUCGGCGUGAUGUUCGGCAGUCCCGAGACCACCACCGGCGGUCGUGCCCUAAACUUCUAUUCCUCGGUUCGCCUCGACAUCCGCGGCAUUGGCUCGAUCAAGGACGGCGACGAGAUCAUCGGCCGUCGCACCCGCGUCAAGGUCGUCAAGAACAAGGUCGCUCCUCCUUUCCGCGAGGCCGAGUUCGACGUCAUGUUCCGCGGCGACGACGUAGGCAUAUCGCGCGAGGCCGAUCUGCUCGACUUGGGUGUCGACAGAGGUUUUGUGGCCAAAAGCGGCACUUGGUUUUCCUACGGUGACGAACGGCUGGGCCAGGGGCGCGAGAACGCGCGCGUCUUCCUCCGCGACAACCACGAAGUCCGCAUGCGCCUAGAGACCGAGGUGCGCCAAGCCCUCAACAUGAAGGUCGCAGAAGUGCCUGAACACAAAGAAGCAGAGGUCGAACUAGCCUAG
Molecule: messenger RNA, 1083 nt
Organism: Geodia barretti
Lineage: Eukaryota; Metazoa; Porifera; Demospongiae; Tetractinellida; Geodiidae
Source: the annotation of a GenBank genome assembly